GGAGGCCGCCCCAAGCAUGACAGACCGGGGGGCCAGCCUGCUGUCACCCCUGAAAGGGGGACACCCACCCGCAGUCAAAGCUGGCGGAAUGAGAGUUUCCAAAAAACAAGAAAAUGGUGCUGUGGAGAGAAACUGCAAGAAAAUGGGGUCAGAGAAAACAAGUGCCAUCACUAAUGUUGUGAAAGUGCAAGCUGUGGACAUGUUAGCGGAUACCCUGGAGAAGCUCAGCUAUAAAUUCCCAGCAGCAGCCCAAGUAGCACAUCAGAAGCCCAGACCUGCCAUGGAGAAGAUGAUAUUGCCGAAAAGGAUCUACAUUAUUCAACAGCCUCGCAAAUGCUAAGAAAAGAAAUUAAAUAUUAAUGUUUGACUGACAGUGUGUUUCACUUGUUAAUUCCUUCUGUUCAGUUCUGCAUGGAAGGCUAAAAUUUCAAAGAGACAUAUUAGUGUUAUUGUUUGGUAGUUUUUUGUAUUUUCUUUAUAAUUUGGGGCAAUAAAGCAAUUAUUAUUCA
This is a messenger RNA of Tachyglossus aculeatus (Australian echidna), 509 nucleotides long. RefSeq names its product death associated protein like 1 (gene DAPL1). The transcript is spliced from 4 exons. Gene Ontology annotation, biological process: negative regulation of autophagy; cellular response to amino acid starvation; apoptotic signaling pathway. Gene Ontology annotation, molecular function: death domain binding. The record is from RefSeq and is a predicted model, not a curated record. Lineage: Eukaryota; Metazoa; Chordata; Mammalia; Monotremata; Tachyglossidae. The coding region runs from base 17 to 340 and encodes 107 amino acids.